Molecule: messenger RNA, 4842 nt
Organism: Talaromyces atroroseus
Lineage: Eukaryota; Fungi; Ascomycota; Eurotiomycetes; Eurotiales; Trichocomaceae
Exons: 2
Coding region: 1-4842 (1613 amino acids)
Source: RefSeq, a predicted model, not a curated record
AUGGGCGUUAAUUCCCGUCGUCCUUUGCUACCUGCACCGACCGAAUCAAUUAUCGACACUACGGGAAGCAGCAUAACAAACACUGACAUGGCUACUGAUGUCUCCCGACGGACUGACAAGUCCUCUUAUUCCUUGCCCGACGAUGGCAGCCCCAUCACUAUAUCCACCCGACGCCGGUCACACAAGAAAGACGAAGAGGAUUCCUCGAAAAUGUCGCGGACAUCCCACCAAUCGCAGACUUCUCUUCUUAUCGAGUACUUCGAACGUGAGAAGAGUAGCUCAAGGCUCAACUCAAGGCCAAGUGUCAGAGUUAAGGUAAUCCCAUCUGGCAGGAAAAACCGAGACCAGGGUGACACCAUUCGGAUUCGUGAGAGCGGUAGCAGCAAGCGGCCGCAGUACACUAGACGCAUCUCUGUCAGCACUCCAUCAAAGCAGAAGGCCAUUACUGAAGGAAAUGACGGCCAGAGCAUCACUGAUGAAGAGGAAGAUAGCCGACCAUUGGAGAUCGAAUUCCUAGAUCGUGAAAACACUAGCGAUUUAUCCAAUGAUCGCUAUAUGCAACCGACUUCUGAAAUAUCCUCUAUGCCAGCUGAUAGCAUGCUCGACGGGUCUAUGGUCUCCAGAGUACCACAGCGCAAGCGGAGCCAGAGCCAGAGCUUAGGUAAGGCCCGCGAUACAUCCGAAGCUGACCUCCUCAAAGCACCGUCAAGACGAAGGAGUCGAAGCUUAAGCCGCGAACGGAUCGCUUACAGAGUGGCCCAGAAGCUGAAUGCGGGUGAUCUUCUUGCGACUGAGACGAAGCCUUUGACGAAACGCUCGCACAAGUCUCAGGACGAAGAGCAACCCAGUGUGGAGUCCAGCUUGCUUAGUGGCUCGAACGUCUCGUCCCGCCACAAGUCUGGCGACGCUAUAUCUUUUCGCUCCAAUACGUCCAAGUCAUCCCUUAACAAUACCAAGUUUCUCGAGACUGUUGAAGACGCAAUCCGGCGUUUAAUUCUUCCUGAGCUAAAGGAACUCAAACAUGAUCAAAAAGCAAACGUCAAUAAAACGAAAUUUGAACGUGAUGCAAUCGACACUGCGGGUGCUACUUCGCAAGAUGUACCAAAGAGGCGUCUUUCAAAGCAUUCAAGCGCUCCUGACGUAAGCAGAAGCUCUGUUUUUGUGGCAAAUACCGAGAUAGAGGAGCCGGUCACCCCUGAAGAGCGCCGAAGACGCCACAAAGAGCGACGCCGGGAGAAGGUAUCACAAACCGCUUCCCCCGAGGAAUCUAUUCGCGUUCGGAAAGGGUCGCUUCCUGGUAAUCAACGAGCAUUCACGGAGGAAGAGGUAUUGCGACGCCAAAAGAGUAAAGGUUUGAGAGAUGCCGCCGCUGCAGGCAUUGUCGGAAGUGCACUGACGGCUGCGGCCCUCAAGCACCACGAUUCGAAGUCCAGUCUCGACAAGAAGCCAAGAAAGCGGAAGUCGAAGAGCAGUAGCAGAACUGCGAGUAUCAACGAUUCUGACACGGAGUUGGUGUUUCAGAAACACAAUGUCCCACCCAUGCCGUUCCGUAGUGACAUUGAAACCGAGCUUACUCGCGAUUCUAUUCUUUCUCAAAGAACGGCUGAUUCAGAGACUCCUACACCACGCCAGGUUCAAGAGGUUAUUCGGGGCUCUCCGCGUGGCGCAAGCUCUCCGACACCGAGAACUCCAAACCGCACGCCACUUAGCAAUCAGAGAGAAUCAAGUUCUCGACAGAGCCACCGUAGUGACAAUGAGACUUACGGCAAAGCUGGUUCUUCUGAUGGCGACGUCUUACUCGAGGGAGCUGGAGGUGCGAUAGCUGCGGCUGCCGCUGAAAACCUACUUGGACAUCACCCAUAUCAUGACAUGCCGGAUCCGGAGGACAGUAUGCAGCACCCACGUGCCUUGAGCCCUAUUCAAAGCGUUGCCAGCGAUCAUGAUUUACGUGGAGAUCAGCUAGAGGACGAAAGUCGAGAAAAAGGCACUAAUAGCCGACGAUACUCAAUUGAGUCUUUGUCUUCUGCGCCUAGUACAGAACUGGCGAGAUCGACUCGUCUAGAUAGUCGAAGCGAAAUAUUGAAGCAGAAUGAUGGAGAAGCUACCGAGUUGGGCUAUGAAACGAGCAGAGAUAUCGAAGGCGAGACGGCUAAAGCAGACUGGAAUGAAGGUUUCCCGGCUCACGCUUACGAUGAGCACGGCGAUGAUGAUUUAAGAAAUGAUGAAAUCAAUUACUCUGACGAUGGCGAUGACCACGUCGAGUAUGACAAUUCCCCUCGGCAGCUCACAAAAGGAGUCGCAGUCAAUCCAAAGUUUGUAACUGCAGUUGGCGUUGAAUCUGCAGUGGCCUCUUUAUUGGAUCCAUCUGUUCUAGAUGCGAGAUCUGGUCUCUCCCAGGCUCGGUCACAGGCGGAUUCACUCAAUCGAUCGGUAAAUGGUAGUGUUGCCGAAGAAGUUCAUGGCCAUAGCCUCCCUAACUCCCGCCGGGGAAGUCCCUUGAAACAUGAAUAUGAUCUUCACAAUCACGAUGAGAAGUCAUUUACCAAGAGACUUGGCGCUGCAUCGCCUCCUCAAAGCGUUACUCAAUCAGAGGAAGACAGUCGUGAGCAUGAUGAAAUAUUUCCUCCCGAUGCGACUACUCUAGAAGAAGGCCAUCGCGAUAUCACCCCAGAGGAAGAUGAGCUUGAAGAGGAGGAAGAGGAGUCGGAAAUCAACACUAACCCGUCCAUCAUCCAAGGCCCAAUUGGAAGCGUCCCUCAUGAAAGCAGAGACCAUUGGCCAUAUAAUACCACCCCCUCACAAGCCAGAGACCUUCAAUCUACAUCUCAACAUGACACCAAUGCAGCUGCAGCUGCAGCCAUCGGCGGAGCUUUGGGUGCCGGUUUGGGUCUAGCUGCCGCUGACCAGAAAGUCGGCUAUGAUCGAACUUAUGACCGGGGCUAUAUCGAUGGUCGUAUGUUCUCGACCCCCCCCGGUGCCAAGGACGAAGGCUAUAUCUCUGCUGCCAACCCUAUGUCUCCAAGUAAUGCGUCACCAGAGCCUCGGAAUAAAUUCAGCACUCUGGAUCAUGUGAAUCCUCCCCUUCUCUUUGACAACAGAGAUGUCGACGAUGAUCCUUUUACUAGCCCUGGUCACCAACGCCACUUCAGCGGUUAUUCUCACGGCAUGGCUUCUCCCAUCUACGAUGGUGCUACGGGCCGGGGCAUCGAUAGCAUUGAAUCGAAAGACAUCAUUGCUUUGAUGAAUCAUCUCACUGUUAGAGAUGCCCAACGCAAUGCCAGAGAUACCGAAAUAUUAGUUACGCUUGUUCGCAGCGCAGCUGAAAUGCGGAGCUCGUUCUUAGAAAUGAAGAAGUAUAUCGCUGAACAGGAUGAUAUGCUCAUGCAAGCGAACGAAAAACAACAUGAACGCACCCGAGCUAUUGGUGGUCCACGUCCUCUACCUGCUUCAAGAUCUAAUCGCCAAUUCGCUGCAGCGGAGUAUGGCGAGGAAGCACAGGCAAAACGGAGAAACGUGUUUAGGAGGGCUCUCAAGAGCUUGAGCGUGAAAUCUUCCAAUGAUUUAACAAAGAUCGAAGACAUGCUUGAACAGCUUCUUGACGAAGUAGAAGCGCUAAGAACUGCUCAGGAAGGUCGAGGCGUAGGCCCGUCAGCCAACGCCGCCAGUAUCAAUUCCAAUGGCAAUGGAGGAGUUUAUGCAGACGGUUAUGAACCUGAAGGACAAGCAGGAACUGGUUCUCCUGGCGAGCAGUCGGGAUACACAUCUAACUCUUCUCGGCUACUAGCCGAUAAUCGACCAAUGGCCAUGCGUCGACCAUCAGAAAACCGUAUCAGCACAGUGCUCGAAGGAGACGAAGAGAUUGAUACGUAUGAACAGCCACUUCUGGAAAGAGAAGUGCCCUAUGAUGAGCGGGUUGUUGAUGAGCGGAGCGUCCCUGGGCAGCUUGGCACACCGCCCCGAAAACCCGUACCUACCGGUUCAGGAAGUCAGGAGACUACUCCAAGAAAAUCAGAAGAGAAAUCGCGCAAACACAAAUCAAGCAGCUCGUCUUUCUUCAAGAUCUCACGAUGGUCCAAGACAACUGCCUCGACGGUGGGAGAUGGUAUCCGCAACAGCAUACAGCCCAGUCGGAAGGAGCGCCCAUCAUCGGAGAUGUCUCGAUCCGGCUCAGAUUUAGCCAACCAGAACCACUAUAACGCUGGCGGAUUCUACGAUCCGCAUGGUGAUGAUCGACUUCGGUCUACCUUCACGGUGGAUGACGAGCAGCAGGACAACCGGCCACCGUCUCCACUUGUUCCAUCUCAAGUGUCCGAGGGACCCAAAUACAAAGCACAUCGCGACAGCCUCAACCUACAGCAUCCGCAGCCACAGAAGGGCCCGACUGACCGCUAUCAAAAUCAUUUGGAGUAUCAAGCGCAGGACUACGCUCCGACAUCGCCAACUUCGGAGAGAUGGGGGUCUCAGUCAAGCCUGCCUCAGUAUGGCACCAAUACCAACCGGUAUAGUAAUGGAAAUGCCCGCUUGACACCAAUUUCCGAUGCCGGACAUUCCGAAGUGAGUUCCAGCAGAGGACCACCUCGUCCUCCGAAGAUCAAGGACGCAGAGCCAUUAGUACCACAGCGGCCUCCCAAGAUCAAGGACGACCAAAUGUCUGGACAUGCUGACCGGUUUGCUACCCAAAGCAGUGGUGGCAGCGCAUCACCUGGCACUCAGCCACCUACUCGAAAGCUUACUGGUCCUCGGCCAAUUACUAGCUCUGGUCAGUACAGCCCUAGCAACGUCAAGCGUCAUCAGUAUCGCGGGAGCCCCAACCGAAUAGACUAUGAUGCCGAUGAUUAUUGA